This is a messenger RNA of Nelumbo nucifera (sacred lotus), 1298 nucleotides long. It is a transcript of the gene SNF7.1, whose product is annotated as SNF7 family protein. Lineage: Eukaryota; Viridiplantae; Streptophyta; Magnoliopsida; Proteales; Nelumbonaceae. The record is from RefSeq and is a predicted model, not a curated record. Gene Ontology annotation, cellular component: multivesicular body; cytoplasmic side of plasma membrane; ESCRT III complex. Gene Ontology annotation, biological process: late endosome to vacuole transport via multivesicular body sorting pathway; vesicle budding from membrane.
CGACCCCGAAUUAAAGAAACGCUCUUCACUAAUCUACCUCAUGCGGAAGCAAAAAAACACCAAAGCGGCUUUCUUUUGUGUUUUGGUUGUUUUUUGUUUUGCUUAUUAGUGAUUUCUACGCGGAAGUCUCUUCUCGAGAUUGACCGUGUAUCCGCCUGACACCUCCCUCACAUCCCCUCUCUGCCAGUCAAAGCGACCUCGAAUUCGACUUCACGAUCACUAUUUUCCAAAACCCAGCGUCAAUUUUGAUUUAUAAUCACAGUUGAUCUAUCAUAUGCAGCCCAAGGUUAGGGUUUAGAGUAAUUAAAUUCGUUUAUUUGGAACAGAGUGGCACUGACGUUCCGGGGAAUUAAUCAUGUUUACGAGGAUUUUCGGCAAACCUAAACAGGAGACAAAUGCUCUCGCAACGCUAGAUAAGUUAAACGAGACACUUGAAAUGCUAGAGAAAAAGGAGAAAGUCCUUAUUAAAAAGGCUGCUUCAGAGGUUGAAAAGGCCAAGGAAUUUACCAGAGCAAAGAACAAAAGGGCGGCAAUACAAUGUUUGAAGAGGAAAAGACUAUAUGAACAGCAAAUUGAGCAGCUUGGUAACUUUCAAUUGAGAAUUCAUGAUCAGAUGAUAAUGUUAGAAGGUGCAAAAGCUACAACUGAGACAGUUGAUGCAUUGAGAACUGGAGCGUCUGCAAUGAAGGCUAUGCAGAAAGCGACAAAUAUUGAUGAUGUGGACAAGACAAUGGAUGAGAUUAAUGAGCAGACUGAGAACAUGAAGCAGAUACAGGAAGCUUUGGCAACUCCUAUUGGUGCAGCAGCUGAUUUUGAUGAGGAUGAGUUGGAGGCAGAGCUUGAAGAAUUGGAGGGAGCAGAGCUGGAGGAACAGCUUCUUCAACCUGCUACAACUGCUCCUGCAGCUCCAGUGCAUGUGCCAGCAGGCAGGCAAUCAACUCGCCCUGCACCUCAGAAGAACACAGCCGAGGAAGAUGAGCUCGCUGCAUUGCAGGCAGAGAUGGCUCUUUAAACAGUUAGUUCAGUCCAUGCAGUAAACGUGGAUUGUGUAAAGAUUGGGUACUCAGGCUGAUACUCCAACUUCCGCAACAUCUCGGUGUGCAUUCAGGCGUUGUAUAGGUGGCAUAAAGUAAACAACCCCCUCUGAAAUCUGUACCCUACUUGGGAUAAGAAGUUUUCUGUUUUAUAGAAUACCUUCGUUGUGAGUUUAUUGUUCUGUCACGCAUUGAAAUCAAUGUCACCAUGGGCAAGGUAUAUUAUACAUGAAUAAUGAAGUUUAUUGCCACAUGUUCUGAACU